Messenger RNA from Pocillopora meandrina, 11420 nucleotides. Lineage: Eukaryota; Metazoa; Cnidaria; Anthozoa; Scleractinia; Pocilloporidae. The record is from the annotation of a GenBank genome assembly.
AUGGAGCCAUUUAAACAGGAGGAAGGUGUUUCGUUCAAACCGGUUGUUAGAAGAACUGCGAAUAUGAAAUGCUUGAUAAUUUUAUCUGUUUUGUUAUUCACUUUCCUUGUGAUUUCAAUCGUUUUCAUCGCGCUAUACCUGACGGAAAGAUCCAGAACUUCGCGGCCUGAACAGCAGUGCAGCUCAACUUCACAGAAAUACUGUGGAUCAAAAUCGUGCCUCUUCACUGCCCAAGGUAAGAUUUAUUGUAUUUCAGGACAUGAACAUCACGUCUUCGACAACGCAGAAUUGCUUGUUACUUUUCACGUAAAUUACUCCCCAAGUUGCUUAAGAAAAGCUCUCGAGAUAAUUUUCCGUGCGGAUAAUUGAGUGAUUCACAAUUGAUGUUUGUUAACUUUAAACCAAAUUGGUGAAAUUACCAUUUGACAAGCUGAAAACAAUCAUGAUUUAUCGACUACUUAUCUAUGGAGGAAUUUUGGCCUUGAACUUUGUCUGUAAAAUGUUUAUCUUGAUUUAAAUUUAAUUAAACAUGUUUUGAGGUCAUUCGCGUUUGGUAAUUUCUUGUUGAAACCUAUCGAUGCGGGUGUUAAAACUUAAAGAGUUCAGAACCUCUUGCUGUUUAAUACGUAUUUAACAGUCGGUGUGUAAUUUUGAUUUGAAAUGUGUAUAUAACCAGCAGUACUCACAGUAUGAAGAAAGCAAUUUCUGCUCUUGCGUUUAGCGGUAAAAACCACAUAUUUUUCUCUCGUACAAUGAAGCGAUGAAGCGCGCUUUCUAUCGGUUAUUUAAUAUUCUCUCAGGGAGUUGGAAAACACGAGAAAAACUUGUAAAUAUAGAUUUGAAAGGCGAGUGACCUACAAAUAUUGAGAAUGUUAUCCUAACAUCCCAAGUGAGUUACUACCCUGCUGUGAUGUUUUUUCUUUUUAGAAAUAAGAAUUAGCUUAUUGGUAUAGAAAAAUUAUAUAUUUUUGACCAAUCAGAGUGCGCAUAGUUUCUCAGCUAUGUUAAAAGGCAACAUACCUUGCACUUUCUGUAGAUUUAUCACGCGGAAUUUUGCCAGAAAACGAGUGAAACUUGUAAAACACGAGUUCUCUUUUGACUACUUAGAGCAACUAUCGAUAAACCGAUCGAGGGCGCCGUCAAGUAAUUCUGUAAAAUAACCACGGCUUUCACAGAUACGAGAAAUGACGGCUUUUUGACCAUUCACGCCAGACAAUUGAACUUUUCAGUUCAAACGGUUAUGUUUUUUUGUUCUUUGUCUUUUUUUUUGUUUUUUUGUUUUUUUGUUUUGAGACAAUAUAAUAUAAGUAUUUAUUCUCGUUUUACUUACUCCAAUGGCUAGUACAGCUAAUACAUUCAGAAAAAUAAUCCCUAUCUCCUGUAGCCUGUGAAACAGGCGUAAUUUUAUUUUACCUGAGUAUUAUUGAAAUCGGUGGUAAGCACGAAGCGAGUGCGAGGCAAGUGCGAGGUGAGCGAUGCAAAAAAAAGGGGCUUGUCCUUCAUGGUUUACUGACCGGACUUUUCUUUUCUUCUUGUAAAGAUGCCUUUAAGCAGCUGAAUCAGCGUGUUGAUCCUUGUGAGGAUUUUUACGAGUAUGUGUGCGGCGGAUGGGAAAACGAGAACCCUUUAGGAGAUAGUGAGACGUUUGUUACUGGCCUUACAUUGGCUAGAGAGAGAAGCUACAAUACACUCAGGGCCGCUUUAGAAAAUGCCAACAGAAACUACUUUCAAGUAAGUAAAAUUGUGGGCUGUUUUUCUUCCCUCGUUGUGGUCGUUUCUGCUGACUAAGGCAUAUCACGUUCAUUUCCAGAAUGAAGCUGUUAUGAAGACAUUGGGUUUCUUCAACGCCUGCAAUAACACAGCGGCUGUCGAGGCUCUGGGAGAUGAUCCGCUCAAGAAGUUGAUUGACCAAAUGGGGGGAUGGAACGUGACUGGUAACAUGACUCCCUUGUCAUUGAUGAGCAUCACAGAGAGGAUUGCUAAAGUGACGAGAGAAUUGUUCAUCAAACCUUUUGUUGACAUUGGAGUGUCUGUAGAUCCUCAUAACUCCAACAAACACAUUCUGCAGGUCAGUUGUUAUCUCUAACGCUCUUGAAAGAAAAGUAGGUUUAAUCUAAAGGAAUAUUAAGUCAUAACUUACCACUUUUGACAUUCCUAAGAGUGACCUAAUUUCUAACCGGUCGGGAGUGGUCUUUUGAUGCGUUAAAAAUCUGACUAUGGAGGCUGCCAUUUUGUGAAAAAAUAACUUAGUAACCUGGCUGCACAAUUCACCAACGGCUGCUGCUUUGGUUAUUGCGAAUAGGAAAUAAAAGCAAAAUCAUUAUUCGAGCCAAGAUGGAAACACUUCUCGACCAAUUUCAAAUAAGAAUGGAAAUUCACGCGAGUGGAUUUUGAGUAAAAGAACAAAUUUUUAUCAGAAAUCAUUCGCUUGAGUGAAAAUGAUUUGGAGAUUAAGAGAUUGUCCUAAGAAAGGGAACUUGCCCUAACUUCAUAAUUUGAUUUAAAUCUAUUGUAGUUUCGUGAGGGACAACUUGGUAUGGUUAAAUCCUAUUACGCGAAGAAUACAACCGAACAUCAAGCUGUAAGUACACGCAUGCGUAAUCAAAGAAACCCUUAAGGUUAGUGUACUGUUAUUAUCAGAUCUCUCGUCGGACAUUGCGCACACGUUGUGAGGACAUCCAACGACGUUCACUGUCUUCUAAAUGGUUGUAGUUGCUGCAAAGAUGACUUCGCGUUGCCUUUUAUGCUACUACUACAAAGCGCUCUUAAAUUUGGUGAUUGUUUUAAUUAAUCUUUUAAUACUUCUUUAAAAAGAAUUUUUGAUUCUCCGAGUGCCAAACGAGCCAGAGCUAUGGAGUCAAUUAAAGAACGAUUGAGUUUUUCAUUCUUAUUAAAUCCAUUCUUAAGGUUUGGAGCACUAAUAUAUUAGCACCAAGGAAUAUUAAACAAGAUUGGGACUUGUUGUAUGUGACUUUUUGAAUUCGCGUUCUGUAUGCGAUAAACAGCUCAUUAUUAGAAUAAAAAAGCUUGUCUGUUAAACUUCCUCGCCGCCCGUGAGAGGUAUAGAUUCUCUUUAUCUGAUCACUGACGUGGUAUUCUUUUGGGUUUCAGGGCCGGGAAGCUUAUAAAAAGUAUAUGAAAAAAAUAGCCAAGUUUCUCGGUGGAGGCCCUGACUCAGACGAAGAAAUGAUGAAAGUGUUUGACCUGGAAACUGAAUUAGCAAAGGUAAGAAAAAUAAUUCAUAUUUGAACUGUUGUUGGUUGCCAUUAUAUCUGGGAUAUUUCCAUUCACUGAGCCCUCAGUUCUUUUGUUGGAUUCAAUAAUUUAUUGAGCGCAUAUUGACUCAUUAUCCAUUUAUUCCCUAACAUUAAAAUGUAUAGUCUCCACACUUUUCUCUUUUUAUUUCCUGGAGAAUUGAUAAGGAGAAUUUCUCAAACAUUCGAGAGCUUCUUCAGUUUGCGAUCAUUUCUUUUGUUUUCACUACCUUGACGUUUUAUUCAGAGGUGAUGCAGUAAGGAUAAGGUAGAUGGCAGUCACUCUCAGGGGUUAAAUGGUUGACUAAUUCAGCCAUUUUUUUUCCGCUUAAAAUAUAGUUGUAUAAAUCGCUAGACGGAAGCUCCAUAAUAGAAACUUUGCAGAGAGAAAUGCCUGCUGGAAUAGCUACCUUUGAGCUAAGGACAACAUUGCAGCGAUUCAGCUCCGCAUCAAAAUUAAAAGUAAGUUGACGAUAACAGAGUCACGUUAAUUUGGAUCGACACUUUUUUGCAUCGGGAAGAAUGCCUGAACAUCAUUAACUUGGCUAUUUUUGUUCGCACACUUGCCAAUCAGCUUUCAUAAGAUCGGGUUAAGACUUUCUGCCUCAGUGUUAUUUUGUGGCUAUACUCUGAGCCAAAAACACUGAUAUUCCGGAAGCAUAUCCCGUAAUCCAUGUUUUUCUAUUGGGUAGCUACAUUUGUCGAUGUUUCCGAUGCUAAAGCAAAGGCCACAAGCUUGCCUAAGAGCGAUUAUAUCUAUAACAAUUGCCUUGCUUGAUAGCCUAUUGACAUUUCUGUUCUCUAACUAACUCAACCCUCAUAACUUUCCUUAUUGCUACUGCGUUUUCAUUAUCAAUAAUUUUUUUUCGUUAUUUGUUAAAACGUUUUCCAGCUUUCCUCGUUAUCGCGCGUAUUGUUCGCUUCGCGCGAGUCGUAGCGUGCGAGGAAGGCGCAAGUAGCACGAUAGCGAACAUAACGCGUGGCCUAUGUCACUUUAUUCCUUGUCUUUUGAAUAAAGAUGUUAUUGUGUUUCCUCAUUUGAAUUUCUUUCUGUGUUUUUCCCCUCGUUAUUCAGCUCCAAAACCUUGUGGACUUGGUAAAUGCAGUUUUUAAAAAACAGGGUCGGAAAUUCAAGAAAGACGAGUUAAUUGUCGCGUAUCCCAUAGAUUUUUACGUCAGAAUUUUCAAGUUUUACGAGGAAAAAACAAGAACGUAAGUGUUUGGGAUUUUAUCUUGUUCAGCAUUUGUUACAUCAUUCAGAAAACCGCGAAACGGAAAAUGGUGUCCAUGUUGGAUUAAUUAAUUUACAUAUGGUAGUCCUUUUACUUCACGUAAUUACAUUUUGUGUUAACUGACUAUGCAGCUGAAACUUGCGAUAAAGAUGAGCAAUUCGUGAAAUACAGACGGCGCGGUUUAAACCUAUGAAAUUGCUUGCGGAUUGCUUGCAAAAGAGAAAAAAAAUUUUGGGAUGAAGUAUGAAAGGUAGUUCAUCAGUACCAUGCACGGUCGUUGAAUGAAGAGAGAUUUGGUGAUUAAGUUGUCACGAGCGAAGGACAAAGAAGAAACGUGAGCUUCCCACGAAGCUUGGAACCUCAGACCUUUUGUUUCGCGGUCGGAUGUGAUAUCAACUUGAUAAAUUUUAAUGUCACCUACCAACGAAGCUUCGUUAAUAGCUUAGUGUCCAUCAAAUACAAAUCCAUCAUCUUGAUAGCUUACAUUUCAACAAAUAAGAGCUGUGUAGAGUUGUAGAUUGAAAAGGUUAAAUAUUGCAUCACGAAAUAUUAAAAGAGCGGUUAAUUAUCCCUCACCAGCCGAACUUUUCCAGCAGUUUGCAAUAACUUGUAACUUGUAACGUGACGGAAGAGCGCUCAAUGUUUCCUAGUAAAGUAUUGAGCGAAAUUUUGGAUGUGAGUUAUCGCUAUCUCAUGACGCGAAUUUACGCUCCCCAUGGUGACUUCUACGUACAUGGCUGAAAUUCAUUUACAGCCGAAAUAACGUAUCGACGCCGAAAUGUCAACGUUUUUUAUUUGGUCGAAUGUAAGGGGAAUUCGUUUUCUUGAUAAGGUCUUUCUUAAUUCGAACUGAGUGUGACCUAUCAGAUUUUUGGCGUCUCCACUUGGAAAUUCCUUUCGUGACCCUUUGAGGUAAGAAUACAUUUACAUUUUCCUGAUUUCUUUCAUCAUUUAAAUUUGCAUGCAGGGAUCCCUUGGUUGUUGUUAAUUACAUCAUCUGGACUGUUAUCAAUAACUUUAUCGAAACAAUGCCGCGAAAAUACCGAGAGGCCCGGGACGAGUAUGUGACCGCCAUGUCAGGAAACAGCACCAGAUACCGCUGGAAAGAUUGCAUUGACAGAAUGCAGCCAGUAUUUGGAAUGCCGCUGGGCUUGCUGUUUGUGGACGUAGCAUUCGAUGAAAAAAGCAAGGAAACGGUAAAAAGGAUAACUCAAAAAGUUAACCCCGGUAUUAUAGUUUUACCACAAUAUCCAGAAAUGAGAGAAGUUAGUUGUCUGCGCAUGCGUGACGGCAGAAAUGCGAUGACUUCGCAAUAGCAUGACGUCAACAAGGAAUUUAAAACUCGUAAAGAAAAUGUUCCACUGAAUAAGUUGCCCUCUUCCGUAUGUUUCUGAUAUUUAUUCUAUACUAUUUAAUACUACAGAUAUUAUCCUAGUCUUUCUGUCAUUUGUUACAAUGAUGUAGUUGUCACUUCUUCCAGAUAACGCAAAUGACCAGACUCAUAAAGGAUGAGUUUUUCAAGAGUGCUGAUGCUCUUCCUUGGAUGUCAGACGAGACGAAGGCAAAGGCGAAAGAGAAGGUUAGAAGUUAUUAAAGUUGUAGGAUCUAGGUCACGAAUUAGUUUUAAAUUGUGAAGCUCGUCAUUUCCAUUUCGUGUUAUUCUUGCAAUUUGAGUAUCGAAAGUAAUCCGGGGAUUGCUUUAGUUUUGCUUUACUUCGCUGUGUGAUUGGUUCAGGAAACCCGCGUCACUUUUUCAUCCAAUCAGAUGCAAAGCUAAAACCGAUCACGACUUGAACACCCCCAUUUUCCCGCGCUUUAGGCAGUUCGGUUGUGUUAAAUUUGAUUGGCCGUUGUGAUAACUUUGGUUUUUGUUUUUACCACACUCAACAAAAAAGCUCUCAAUACAUUUUCAGCCAUCCCUAUGGCUUCUUGGUUUUUUAUUCCUCUUUUUUGUUGUUGUUUUUUUUUUAACUCACUGAAGUAAUAUUUUUUAAGGCUUCAACCAGCAAGAUGAAGAUAUUUUGACAGGGUUCGGAAGCAUGAUGUAAGGAGUGACUCGACUCAACUCAACUCAAUUUUCCCAGUUAACACUCUAACACUCCUUUUUUCAAGGUACUAGUCUUUCUCCUUUGCAGGCCAAUGCUAUUGCCGAAGACAUAGGUUACCCAAGCUACAUCAAAGACCCGUCAAAGCUAGCCGCUACGCUUAAAGGAGUAAGUUGUUCUUGAUCAAACUGGAGUCCGAGUGAUGCUUUGAAUAUAUCUGAUAUUAUGUUUCAGAAAAAGCUUCGACAGGCUCUAUUACAUAUCAAAAACUUUUAUGUAAUUUAAACAAAAGUGUAAUUGAGAAAAAAAAGUGUUUGCUCAGAUGACAAAAACCUUUUCGUUGGAUACAGAGUGUCAACUGGCGAGACCUCUUUUUGACUCCGACCGCUGUACCUUUUUUUUUUUUUACAGCUGAAGGUUGGCGAUAACCUAUUUGAGAACACCGUUAGUGCCAUGGCUUUUGCCGCUAACCAAUCAUACAGUUUAUUGGACAAACCUGUGGACAGAGACAAGUGAGACUACGUUACAUCAUAAAUUAGCUAACAAUGAUAUCCCUUGCGUAGUCAUAGGGUGUGGCCAAUUUAAAAAUUCCUCUGACGUCAUCGCUGCAUAGUCAAAUAAAAACGUUAGAAUAACUGAGACCAUCUACCGGAAAUACGUUUAUUGAACGAGUUUAUGGUUAGUUGUAAGUGGAAUUAGAACAGAACCUUCAUCUAGAAGGGACACUCGCAGGAAUAGAAAAAAGUGUCCCAGGAAUAGUGCUGUCCAACUCACUCAUUAGAGGUAACAGGUACAAAGGUUAUACAGUGUAACCUCCAUUCGAGGGACAUUUUCGGUACUAAAAAAAAAAUCUUCUAAGACGGAGGAGGCGUCUCAAAAGAUAAAUUCCCUAUUAGUAUUUGGGCCUUAAACGGUUUUGUCUUCCUUUGAUUCCCGGCAGGUGGUUCCUAGGCCCCUCGCAAGUAAAUGGUUACUAUUCACCAAGACAAAACCGCAUUGGUAAGCCUCACUGCAAAAAGCAUGAUCAACAAAUAGGCAAAUAAAUAGGGAAGUUACGCAAGAGCCUUUUCUACCUGGUUGGACGAACUUCGGUUGUUACCUCUGCAAAACACAUGCAGUUUUAUUACAAACUGAAUGAGCACUAAAAGUUUGUGACAUAAACAAAAUACCGAAGCAUGAUGAAGAUACUUUUAGGCUGUAUCUGUACGCUGUAAGCAUACAAUGAUAUUAUUUGAUUUUGUUCUUUGAUGUUCCAGUGUUCCUGGCGGCCAUUUUACAACCCCCUUUUUACAAUCCGGAUUACCCAAAGUAAGUACAACAAUAACGACAAACAAACCAAAAGGAACCUCUUAACCUUCUUGAAGAAUCGAAUCUGACCAAAUACAACUGACCUCGAUCUUUACCUAAGUCUUUACUUAAGUAAUUAGUCAAUCUUCAAUUAAAUCUUUAUUAUCUCGAAUUGCUUUGGCUUUGUUUUACUUCGCUCUGUGUUGGUCCAGAAAAAGUGCCACUCUCUCAACCAAUCAGAUGCAAAGCCAAAACCAGUCACCCCUUGGUCACUCGCUUUUUCCCGCGCUUUACGCAGUUUACUCCUUUUUUACUAUACCUUCUCAUUGGCUCGUUAUGAUAUUUGCAUUGUUCUGAUUGGCUGUUGUCAUGAUUUUGGUUUUAGUUUAACGAGAAUCAAUCGAAAAGCGCUCAACUCCAGCAAGGGUAGUGUUCACGUGCCUUAAAUUUGCCUAAGACAGUGCUUUUAAUAAAGUGACCCCAGGAAUGAUUCUUUAUCAACACACGCUUUCCUGUUGAUAAAUUGUUUUUUUUUUCUUCAGGUACUUAAAUUAUGGAGGGAUCGGUAUGGUGAUUGGACAUGAAAUAAUACAUGGAUUUGACAACAAUGGUAAGCGUAAGAUUAAGAAAACUAAAUCCCAAAAAUUGUUUGGAAAAUGCUGAUCAGAAGCUGGCUGCACAAGCGGGAAAGAUGAAGCCGGAGACUCUUCUAUUCUGAUUAAUUAACGAGAUCAUUUUUCCCGCUGAGGUUACACGUUUUCAUCGCACAAAAAUUAAAACCAAAAAAGAGGCUUGUGUUCGUUUUAGUUUGGGACUUUUUGAGGAAUGGUGUUUACUCGCUAGUAAAAAUAUGACCAAUAUCCGUAAAAAUUUGACCGAUAUCCAUAUUGAGCUCACAUCCGGUCGAUAACGCGUAUCUACAUCUACAUGAUGUUUAGUUUGACUAGAACGUUUAAACAAAUGAGUUUUUCAUAUUUUUCAGGAAAAUUUUUCGAUAAGGAUGGUAACAUAAAAAACUGGUGGUCCAUCGUCUCUCAGUUAGGUUUUAGUAAAAGGACAGAGUGUUUUGCUAAACAGUAUUCACAGUACGAAGUUUAUGGUAAAAAGGUAAACUAAUUUUGCUCUUCUUUUGAACAUUGCAUAACAAGCGCUAGAUUCAGCGUGAGUCAUCUACCCAUGCAAGCGCGAGCGAAAUUUCAUGUGCGCAUGACGUUUCUGCUCUUUCUUGUGCAUGUGACGUUUUUGAAGCGACAGAGCUGUUUAAAAUCUGGUCAAACCACAUUAGAAAAAUUAGUUUGGCGAAAAGCAUCGAGACUUGUGCGUAUCGAUGCUGGUAUUUCGGGAUAAGUGUUACACGUGAUUCCUAACUCUCAUAUCAGCGAGAAAGUGGAAACUUCAGAAAGCCCACAGAUUGUUUUGUAUUCUUAACCCAGGUCCAACCUACCGAAAUGAGCUACAGAGUAAGACGAACUUAUUAUAUAUUUACUUUUUUAUUUUUUAUCUGCAGAUAAAUGGAAAUAAGACAAAGAACGAGAACAUCGCCGACAACGGAGGGAUCAAACUGGCAUACAAAGUACGACUAUUCCACAAUUUUGAAUUCAAAGCGAACCUAAAAUAACCCGGCUAAUCUUGAAAUAAAUAUAUUCCAUUUUGUAUUUGUUCCCUCUCAGGCGUAUGAGGCACUUGUCCAAGAGGAAGGAACCGAGGGGGCUUUGCCAGGACUGGGACUAACAGAAGAACAAUUGUUUUUUGUGGGUUUCGCGCGGGUUUGUACACCACAGUUAAACUCUUUACGCACUAUUACAACAGAGCUUAGCUGAGGAAUCGAGUCUCGUUACAAUUUGUUUUACCACAAGAUCAAAUUUCCCUUUGGGCUACGCCCCAAAUUAAGUUGGCUGCAAUAGACUUGAGAGGAGGAAGCUACAGUGGUGAGAUCGCACGCCUCCGUCCGCGAAGGUCUGGGUUCGAUUCCCGAACCUGACGUCACAUAUGGAGCCAGUUAUUAUUUAUGGAUGGCUCUUGCCCUUAAUCCAAAGUUUUGUUCACAUUAUUUGGUUGUUCUUGCUACACACGAACAAAAACUCCAAAUUCCGAAUGCCUCUCGGGGAAACCGUGUUUUUUUAAUCAAACGAGAAAGCAUGCCCCCAACAAACGAAUGUUCUUGUAUAGUUUUUAAGCUUUACAUUUAUUCAUUUUUAGCCGUGGUGUAGUAUCUACAAGAAGAAAGCAGCGCAUCUUCAACUUGAAACUGAUAAACACACGUUUUCUAAAUACAGGUAAUGACAUUUGUCAGUGUGUCAGAACAGGGGGAAUCCCACCGGAAUCAAGCUGAUAUCCCGGCCACCACUGUGCCAGGAAUUCCAACGGAAAUCCCGUCAGGGAUCGCGCCGGAAUCCUGCUUGAGAUUGUGUUGUGAAUCCCGCCUCGGAUCGCACCCGGAAUAGUCCCCAAAGUUCCUCCCUGGGUCGUGCUGGGAAUCCCGUUUAGAAUCAUUCCUGAGGUCCGUUCAGGAUCGCGCCUGUGAUCGCGCCUGGGUUCUCGCCUGGGUUCCCGCAAGAGCCCUGCCUGCGAUCUUUUCAGGGUUACUAUCCGGGAUUGCGCCGGGAAUCCAGCCUUAAGUCCCGUCCGGGAUUGCGCUGGAAAUCACGCCAGGAAUCCACUUUAGUAUGGUGCCUGUUAUCCCAUAGGGAUAAGAGGAAGAUACUAUAGUAAUAAUAGGAUACUAACUACUACUAAUAAUAAUAAUAAUGAUAAUAGUGAUAAGUAAUAAUAGAAGAUAAUAGGAGCCGUAAUAGCGCCUGAUGACCUACUAGGAUUUUUCUGGAUUUUGCUUCAAUUUAGUCGGGUGCUGGCCAGAUUCGUGCCCAUAUAAACUAGUAUUAUUCGUCGUUCUUCUUAUAGAAUUAUCGGCACGCUCCAUAACUAUGAAAAGUUCGCUGAGGUUUUCAGCUGCAAGCCAGGAUCCGCCAUGAACCCCCAGAACAAAUGUGCCUUGUGGUAAUCAAGGUAUGAUUGAACACAGCCUUUUACUCGCUAUAAUCGUGGUAACAUCAAAGCGCACUGCAAACUGGAGCUGAGGAGCAAUAUAUCGGAAAGGUUUGGAUAUCGAUAACUUUUCAAGUGCUGAUGCAAAUUAGGCCUGAGCCCCUAAUCUCAUUUAUACCAGAACAGCGCCAUCAGUACCGAUACUGUAACCAUGGAACUAUUGAAGAAAGAGAAGUGGCAGUGAUGCAGUAGUUAGAACAUUCUCUGAGAGAGGAAGAGCUGCAGUUAAGGAAAGAUCAACAAAGCCAAAAACUGUUGAUAUUACAGCAACAACAGCAGAUGAAUCAAGCAUUGCUCACCCUCAUGGAAAAAAUAUUGCCUAAAGAGAGGAAUUAACUGUUUAUUACUAUAACUUAAUUUGUUGUUGUUAGCCAAUGGUCAUGCAAAAGCUGGUACGAAAAAAGACAAAUCAGGCUCAAACAUUUUGUUGUUAAUUUACUGGUCAAAAUUGUUUGACUGUGCAUGUUGAACAUAUUUUUAUAACAAGUGUCUGAAAUUUUGUGCCUCACAAACCCUGCUACACUCAACAACCCUUGACCAUGAUAGGUUUAUAUGCA